UUUUUUGGCGGCACGACUCUUUACCCGCAAACCAGAAAAAAAAAAAAAAAAAAUUCAAGACCUUGCAUUCUUUUCUUUUCUUUUCCUUUCUCUUCUUUCCUUAUCUAAAAAUAUACAUAAACAAUGAGUUGGAAGGGUUUACAAAAAGCCGUAUCAAGAUUACCAUAUCAAUUAUUAUCUAAAAAGAAUGAAGAUUAGGAACAAAGGAUGCCGAAUAUAUGCAAUUAGAAAAGACAUUUCACGACUUUUCAAAGCUAGUAGAUGUUUUUGCUCAAGACGCAAGAAUAUUUCGUGAUAAUAUAUCUGCCAUGUUAUCGAACCAAGCAGCCAUGUCACAAUAUCUCAAUACAAUUUACGACGCCAGUAUUGGAGCAGAAGCAGCAGCAGGCACAAUUCAAAAGCGAUUCCAACAAACACCUGCUUCACAACUUCAAGCCGUCAAUGAUGCUGAAGUAGCAAUGGCUUAUUGUCGGGACGAAGUAUUACCGGAAUUGGAUGUUGUGGAUCGUGAUAUUGUACGACCUUUAUUAGAAUUAUCCGAAAUCCAGAAACAAAUCGCCAAAACCAUGCUGAAGCGAAACCACAAAUUGAUUGAUUAUGAUAGACAUCGUAUUGCUUUACAGAAACUCACAACAAAGGCCGAAAGAAGUUUUAGUGAAGAAAAGCAGAUUUUCAAGCUGCAACAACAAUUAGAUACAGCAACACAAGAUUACAAUUAUUUAAAUGACAUGUUAAAGAGAGAAUUACCCGUGUUCUUUCAACUCAAGUCCAGUUUUAUUCAGCCAGUGUUCGAGCACCUUUAUAAUAUGCAGUCACGUAUAUAUGGUACAAUGUACGCACGUUGUUUAGAGCUGUUAAAUCAAAAUAUGGAAGCGUUUGUGACGAACACAAUGGGUAUCGAAGAAGGAUUCAACUACCGAAGGGGACAGCGGGAUGUACGCUCUGAGUUUGAAAAUAUGGAUCUUUUAAAGUCGGGAGGUAAAGCAUGGUUAGCUGUCUCGGGAGGAGCGAAUAGUUCAAAAUUGACACUACAAGAGAGAGCAGCGCUGAAACAACAAGAAAGACUUGCGAUUGGAGCUCCACCCACGUCACCAUUACCUACGGCCCAACAAGCGAUUGAAUAUGGACAGUCUCCAUCGACGUAUGCUUCACCACCGCCUCCUGCGUACGCUCCGGUGUUUCAUGUUGCACCAACACAACCUCAAUUUGUUGUUGCAUUAUAUGACUAUGUUGCUCAAGCGGAAGGUGAUCUUAGUUUUAAAAAGGAUGAUAAAAUCCAAAUUAUUGAAAAAACCGCUGAUACCAAUGAUUGGUGGACUGGCAAACUUAAUGGCCAAACGGGUGUAUUCCCUGGCAACUAUGUACAAGAAUUAUAAUAAAAAAAAUGUUGGAGGCG
Molecule: messenger RNA, 1396 nt
Organism: Mucor mucedo
Lineage: Eukaryota; Fungi; Mucoromycota; Mucoromycetes; Mucorales; Mucoraceae
Exons: 6
Coding region: 219-1376 (385 amino acids)
Biological process (GO): endocytosis; plasma membrane tubulation; actin cortical patch localization
Cellular component (GO): Rvs161p-Rvs167p complex; actin cortical patch; medial cortex
Molecular function (GO): protein binding; lipid binding
Source: RefSeq, a predicted model, not a curated record